Molecule: messenger RNA, 2482 nt
Organism: Setaria italica (foxtail millet)
Lineage: Eukaryota; Viridiplantae; Streptophyta; Magnoliopsida; Poales; Poaceae
Product: probable polyol transporter 4
Exons: 3
Coding region: 287-1957 (556 amino acids)
Biological process (GO): transmembrane transport
Cellular component (GO): membrane
Molecular function (GO): myo-inositol:proton symporter activity
Source: RefSeq, a predicted model, not a curated record
GUAAACUCUAGAAUGCCAUCCUGUACUUUUGUUGAAGGUCAUGGCCGUCUCCGAUACUUUUGUGCCACUAGCAAUUAAUCUAAACUGUCCUAGACAAGCUGAAUGAAACAGGCUGAAUUUCUCUAGUCCAAAACAACCUUGAGACCGGCACAUCUGUUGGCAAAGUCUAAGCUGUACCCGUGCCACUUGCAGCAUAGAAUAAGGAAAAGACGAAGGCCUGCCAUGAACGUGGAGGCGACUCUAAAAUAAGCUCAAGAGGUCCUUGAGUAACCAUUCUUUUUUCGCGAUGAAGCGGGGCAAGCAAACGCUAGAGCCAGGCGUGCAUUUGGAGCCCUGCCGGCGAAUGGAGUCAGUGAAGAUGAGGCCGGCGACGGCGGCGACGAAGCAGGAGUACCGGAGGAUGGAGCUCGUCGGCGGGGAAGAGGGGGAGGAACUGGACGAGGCGGAGUGGCUGCACCGUGCCGAGGCGCAGAGCCAGCGCCGCCGCCGGGGCCAGCGGUACGCCUUCAGCUGCGCGCUCUUCGCGUCGCUCAACGGCAUCCUCCUCGGCUACGAUGUUGGUGUCAUGAGUGGCUGCAUCAUCUACAUACAGAAAGAUCUCCACAUAACCGAGUUUCAGCAAGAAAUCCUAGUAGGCUGUCUGAGCGUGGUCUCACUCUUGGGAAGCCUAUCAGGUGGACGAACAUCUGAUGCAAUUGGCAGGAAAUGGACAAUGGGCCUUGGUGCAAUUGUGUUCCAGAUAGGCGCAGUCAUCAUGACAUUUGCUCCAUCAUUCACUGUGCUUAUGAUUGGGAGGCUACUAGCUGGAGUGGGCAUUGGCUUUGGUGCCAUGGUAUCUGGAGUGUACAUUGCCGAAAUCUCCCCAGCUGGUGCCCGUGGGACUCUCACAUCCCUUCCUGAGAUAUGCAUCAACUUUGGGAUCCUCCUAGGCUAUGUUUCCAAUUAUGCCUUUUCAGGCCUUUCUGAGCACAUCAAUUGGAGGGUUAUGCUCGGCGUCGGUAUCCUUCCAUCUGUCUUCAUUGGUUUUGCACUUUUCGUGAUCCCAGAGUCCCCUAGGUGGUUGAUGAUGGAGAAGAGAGUUUCAGAAGCAAGAGCAGUGCUGCUACAGAUAAGUGAGUCUGAAGCUGAAGUUGAAGAACGGCUGUCUGAGAUCGAGGAAGCUGCAGGUCUUAUGAAAUCGAUGAAAUCUGAGGAGAAGGAAGUGUGGAGAGAGCUUCUGAACCCUUCUCCCGCCGUUCGUCGGAUGCUGUAUGCUGGCUGUGGUAUUCAAUUGUUCCAACAAAUUACUGGGAUUGAUGCUACUGUCUAUUACAGCCCAACAAUUUUCAAGGAUGCUGGGAUCAAGUCUGAUCAGGAGCUUCUUGCUGCGACUGUUGCUGUGGGUUUCACCAAGACAGUGUUCAUCUUGGUUGCAAUUUUCCUCAUUGAUAAAGUUGGAAGGAAGCCACUUCUUUAUGUCAGCACCAUUGGCAUGACUGCAUGCUUGUUUCUCUUGGGGGUGGCACUUACAUUGCAAAAGCAUGCCAUGGGGCUUAUGUCUCCACGUGUUGGGAUCGAUCUAGCAAUUUUUGCAGUUUGUGGGAAUGUUGCAUUCUUUUCAAUUGGCAUGGGACCAAUAUGUUGGGUCUUGUCAUCAGAGGUAUUUCCUUUAAGAUUACGAGCUCAAGGAUCAGCACUUGGUCAAGUAGGCGGUAGAGUGAGCAGUGGUUUGGUUUCCAUGUCAUUCCUUUCUAUGGCCCGUGCUAUAUCUGUGGCAGGAAUGUUCUUCGUCUUCGCUGCAAUAUCAAGUAUCUCUGUACUGUUUGUGUACUUUUGUGUGCCAGAGACAAAAGGGAAAACACUGGAGCAGAUUGAAAUGAUGUUUGAAAGUGGGGACGAAUGGAGAGGAGGUGAAAUUGAGCUUGAGGAUACACAGCAUUUAAUACCGAGUGAUAAGAAGUCUGUACCUCUUGGUUGAUAUCCUUAUUAGCAAGUCUGAAGCUUCAUGUCUCAAUGACAAGCCAACCUGAUCCGGCUCUGCUGGAUUCGACUAUCAGUUUAAAAAAUGAUCAGGCUGCAGUGGACUACAACCGAUUUUGAGGAUACAGAAGGGCAUUGGUACUUUAAUAGGCAAAGGUGGCAGUAGAUUGAUUAUGCUGUUAGUCUGAAAGUUCCAUCAUAUUUUUAUGUCCUAAAUGGGAGAUGAUCGACAUGUAUGAUGUUUAUAAGUUACAACUGGUGUAUCUUCAACAAAAAAAUAUACUUGCUAAAAAAUCUUUCUACAGAUCCCAUUCUUUUAACACUACAAUAGAGUGUGAGUUGAUAUUUGCAGAAGUCAGAAGUGUAUGCGUUGUAUUCGAUACUCCAACCCAUUCAAAACCAUGACAUGUACUAUACAUCUUCAGAGUGAGUGUACGAGUAAACAUCGGUGUGGUUCCGGGGUUUUAUUUUAUUUUUUGAAAAAAAACAUCAAUAUUGGAUAAAUGUACUUGUACUCUUGUCA